UCAUACCUAAUAACCUAGCUAACCAAAGCUUACGCCUUUGCCAUUGCAGUUAUCACCAGCCCACCAAUGGCUUCCACCUCGAGCCUCCCUGCAAUGGCCCUUGUCGUGGCACUCAUGCUAGUCCAAGGCAGCGGCACAUGCCACGCGGCUCGCCGGCUUGCCGACGCCACGAUGCCCGCCGCAGCACCGGCAGCUGCCAUCCCGGCCGUGCCGAAGCCGACGGUGCCAGCAGUUCCCACCGUGCCACAGAUCCCUGCCGUAUCCUCGGUCACCGUGCCACCGAUGCCAGCGGUGCCGACCGUGCCGGCGGUGACCGUGCCAACGGUGCCCGCAGUGCCAGCCAUGCCGGGCGCCGCGCUUCCACCGGUUCCCACCGUCGUCAUGCCUGCCGUGCCCAAGGUGACGUUGCCGUUGAUGCCGGCGGUCCCUGGCAUCCCGAAGGUGACGCUGCCGUCGAUGCCGUCCAUGUUCAUCCUCGGCGUGCCAACAAUCCCCUUCCUCGCACCACCACCCAAGGCCUAAGCAAGCCAUGUAAAUCAUGGACGUAUGCAGAUGCAGACAUCGUGCUCUUCAGUUCGGCACACAGGCCAGCCAGAUGGUUGUCUUCAGUUGUCAAUCGGUGUUCCUUUUUUUGUGAUGAUUUCAUCCAUAUUCUUGUGUAAAGUUUGAAUGUUAAUUUUGUAACUCUGUAUGUAUGCACAUAUUUGUGUAUAUGGUAUAUGUAUGAUUUUACCUUUUUUAACCAAUAUGAUUUUAUUUUGACCUCUGAGAGAA
Messenger RNA from Panicum virgatum (switchgrass), 774 nucleotides. Its product is annotated as protein app1-like. The transcript has a single exon. The record is from RefSeq and is a predicted model, not a curated record. NCBI's taxonomy places the organism in Eukaryota, Viridiplantae, Streptophyta, Magnoliopsida, Poales, Poaceae. The coding region runs from base 67 to 522 and encodes 151 amino acids.